Molecule: messenger RNA, 2237 nt
Organism: Cavia porcellus (domestic guinea pig)
Lineage: Eukaryota; Metazoa; Chordata; Mammalia; Rodentia; Caviidae
Gene: Klhdc8a
Product: kelch domain containing 8A
Exons: 7
Coding region: 524-1639 (371 amino acids)
Molecular function (GO): protein binding
Source: RefSeq, a predicted model, not a curated record
CUCGCCCGCCUGGAAAGUCGGGCUCUGCAGGCUGCCCGAGGUCUCCUUGUCUGGCAGGUCGCAGCCCCUGGAGCUCAGGGAUCCCCACCCCCUCAGCCUCUGUGCAGCGUGGGGUGGGACUGGCCGCGCGCUCUCUGCACAGGGCCUAGCUGUUUCCCAGUUCAUCCGCCCAGGCAGCUGCAGUGGAUGUGUCCAUCGGAGGAAUCCCUGGGGAUCCCCAGAAUCUCUGCCAACACCGCCCAGAGGCUCGAGUCUUUGAUCCAGCACCUGCCAGCCCUUCAGGCCUGUGCUCCUCUGUCUUUGCCAGAUAAUCACCGGAUGUCCUUUUUCCCUGGUCAGGUCGGGAGUGGACGCCGCUGAGACUUGAGGGACAGUGAGGUGCUCGCCGGCGUCGGGGAGGAGCCGGCGCCCCAGAACGAGAUGGAAGCGACAGGGGACCCGGGAGCCGGCUCAGAGUAGCCCGCGGAUCCCCGGGCUCGAACUCCGCCGGGUGCUGCAGGCGGGCAGGGUCGCCGGCACUGCUAUGGAGGUGCCUAGUGUCAAGGACUUCCAUUGGAAGCGCCUCGCACCGCUGCCCAGCCGCCGGGUCUACUGCUCCCUGCUGGAGACCGGGGGACAGGUCUAUGCUAUCGGGGGAUGUGAUGACAACGGAGUCCCCAUGGACUGCUUCGAGGUCUACUCCCCGGAGGCCGACCAGUGGACGGCUUUGCCUCCCCUGCCCACAGCCCGGGCUGGGGUGGCUGUCACCGCCCUAGGGAAGCGGAUUAUGGUGAUCGGCGGCGUGGGCAAUAACCAGCUGCCCCUGAAGGUCGUGGAGAUGUACAGUAUCGAUGAGGGCAAGUGGAGGAGGAGGAGCACACUGCGCGAGGCUGCCAUGGGCAUUUCUGUCACAGCCAAAGAUUACCGAGUAUACGCAGCAGGCGGCAUGGGCCUGGACCUCCGCCCACACAACCACCUCCAGCACUAUGACAUGCUCAAGGACAUGUGGGUGUCGCUAGCACCCAUGCCAACCCCAAGAUAUGCUGCCACCUCUUUCCUCCGAGGCUCCAAGAUCUACGUGCUGGGGGGACGCCAAUCCAAGUAUGCGGUCAAUGCCUUCGAAGUCUUUGACAUCGAGACUCGCUCCUGGACCAAGUUUCCCAACAUCCCCUGCAAGCGGGCCUUCUCCAGCUUUGUGACCCUGGACAAUCACUUGUACAGCUUGGGAGGCCUACGACAGGGCCGGCUUUACCGGCAGCCCAAGUUCCUGCGAACAAUGGAUGUGUUUGACAUGGAACAGGGGCCACCUACCCAGCUGGUCAAGCCUCUGCAAAGUCUGAACACCCCUCUCCCUCAGGCUACUCGGGGAUGGCUGAAGAUGGAACGUUCAUUCUUUCUCAAGAAGAGGCGGGCAGACUUUGUGGCCGGCUCUCUGAGUGGACGGGUCAUAGUAGCAGGAGGACUUGGGAACCAGCCUACAGUCCUGGAGACAGCUGAAGCCUUCCAUCCGGGGAAGAACAAAUGGGAGGUCCUCCCCGCCAUGCCCACGCCCCGCUGUGCCUGCUCCAGCAUCGUGGUUAAGAACUGCCUCCUGGCCGUGGGGGGCGUCAACCAGGGCCUGAGCGACGCUGUGGAAGCUCUGUGUGUCUCUGACUCCUAGCUGUCCAGGGCCCACACCUUGGAUCUAAACUGCAUCACACCAAAUCUUGACAUGAGGAACGAUCUUAACGAAGCAGUGUGGGUUUCUUGGCAGGCUGCCGGCUGCCAGAGGAGGGGCCGGUGUUAUCCUUACCUAGCUCUGAACUAGACUGAGGGCCUUUCGGGAUUAGAAACAGAGCAGCCUGGGGAGGGGUUAUUCUAAACCUGUAGGCUCUCCUUUGGACUACAUCCUUCCUGCCCUGAGCCUCAGCUGCUGAGCAAGAAUUGAAACAUGAAGUUAGAGGUGAGUGCAUCUGGCCAGGUCAAGCCAGCAGCCUUGGCAGGAAGGAAUUUUCCUCUUGGGGUUCUUGUUGGGUGUUGCUGGUGGGGAAUGAGCAGACGCUGAGCCCUGUGUCUGCUCCCCACUUCUCCCCUCUGUCUGGUCUUUUAUCACCCCUUUCCUAGCAGAGGCCCUGCCCUUCUAUCCCCAGCGGUAUCCACAGUGUUCCUGUGUGAAACCUUCUCCUUUAUACUGUGGCACUGGAAUCUGCACAGGAUGGAUUCAUUGUACUCUGGUUACUAACAACAGCACAAUAAUUAAACUCUAUAUUCCUAUCUUC